AUGGAUUUGGAACGGCAUCUGACCCAGCUCUUUAUCAACAAUACUUAUGUGGACUGUCUAAACAAAAAGACCAUCACGGUCCAUAGCCCUGCUACCGGCGAUCUUGUCAGUGACAAGAUCCCUGUUGCGGGGGCAGACGAUGUCGAGGCCGCCGUUCGUGCUGCCAACGACGCGUUCGCCCCAGAUGCUGAGUGGCGCCGCAUGUCCUUUCCUGACCGUCAGAAAAUCCUCCUCCGUUUUGCCGACCUCCUGGAGGAGAACCAGGAAAGCCUGGCAUAUCUGACGCGGUUGACGCUCGGGGCCCCCUUCCUGCCAUUUGGAAAGUCGGAGAUUGGAACCGCCAUUGGAUGUUUUCGCUACUACGCAGGAUGGAUCGAUAAGUUCGGAGGACAAUCAUUCCCUGCCGAUGAUGGCUUCUACAAGAUUGUCCGGAACGAGCCUCUUGGUGUCGUCGCUGGAAUAAUCCCGUGGAAUGGACCUUUAGCUUCAGUUGGCCUUAAAGCGGCCCCAGCUUUAGCUGCAGGGAAUGUCUUCAUUCUCAAGCCCAGCGAAAAGACCCCCUUGAUGGCAGCCGCACUAGGUAAGUUGGUGCUGGAGGCUGGUUUCCCCCCAGGCGUGUUUCAAGUACUGCUCGGCGAUGGGAGCACAGGUGCACUCCUCGCAAGCCACAUGGAGGUGGCCAAAGUGAGCUUCACCGGUAGCGUGGCCACGGGAAAAGCGGUGCAGGUUUUGGCUGCAAAGAGCAAUCUUAAACGCUGUACCUUGGAGCUCGGUGGUAAGAGUCCAGCAGUCGUUUUUGACGAUGCCGAUCUCCCCAAUGCCAUUGAAUGGUGCGUAAAUGGCCUGACGAACAACUCCGGUCAGAUCUGCUUUGCGGCGUCGCGCGUAUACGUCCAAGAGGGUAUUUAUGACAGGUUCCUAGCUGCGUAUCAGAAGGCCUUCGAGGCUAAACGUACAGUGACCGGGGAUCCUAACGUUGCAGGGUCGGAGAUCGGUCCUGUUGUUGACAAAGCCCAGUAUGACCGUAUAUUGGGGAUAGUUGAUAAUGCCAAAGAGGAAGGCCAGGGAACACUCCUAGUAGGAGGAAAGCCACUCUUCUCUAAGGGCUAUUAUGUUGAACCAGCCAUUUUUACCGACACCAAGCCGGAUGCGCCCAUCUAUAAAGAAGAGAUAUUUGGUCCUGUCGUGGUAAUCAACAAAUUCAAAACAGAAGAAGAAGUGCUUUCCCGGUCUAACGACAGCAAGUAUGGACUGAUGGCGGGCGUAUUCACCCAGGAUAUCAAUCGCGCGCUCCGUGUAAGCUCUGGGUUUGACUCCGGGGUGGUUGGAAUCAACUGCAUCAGUACAAUCAAUUUCUCGUGCCCGUUUGGGGGUACAAAGCAAAGCGGCUUGGGGCGGGAACUGGGGGUAAAUGCCUUGCUGGCAUAUACUGAGCCCAAGACGGUGUUGAUAAACAUGAAGUACUAGUUAGGCUACAACUACAAUACACUUGCAGUUUUAACUGUUGCACAACCAAACCAUAGAUGAAUUGAAGAAGCC
Molecule: messenger RNA, 1539 nt
Organism: Aspergillus versicolor CBS 583.65
Lineage: Eukaryota; Fungi; Ascomycota; Eurotiomycetes; Eurotiales; Aspergillaceae
Exons: 7
Coding region: 1-1467 (488 amino acids)
Molecular function (GO): aldehyde dehydrogenase (NAD+) activity
Source: RefSeq, a predicted model, not a curated record